CGUAUCGAAACUGUAUAACAUCAACAGAGGUAGUCAGUUUAGAUCAGAUUUUGUAACCAGAGUUUCGUAAAUUUGUUGUGUUUUUUGGAAGACCCUAGUUGACUUAAGAAAAUCGUAAUGGCCGACAAUAAUACGAUGUCAGAGACCGAGGAAAUGAUUCCUGUUUUUCUGGAGAAUGUAGAUGAAAAGGAGCAGGUGCGUCGGAUAAGUGCCUACCUCCAAAACCUGCGAGAUCGAUUGCGAGAGGGCAUCCAACAGCACCAGAUGGUCGUUCAGUCUUCGUUGCAACUACUUAAGGAGGUGGGCGACGUGAACAACAUGAUGCAGUUGGCGAGGAGUGGCCACCAGCCCCAGGCCACCAAGAUCCGGCGCCUGAUCAUGGGUUUCGAAACGGCUAAUGCGGCGAACGCCCCGCAAAUCCCCACUGUGGCAGGUAUAAGUUUGCCCUCGGAUUUGUCCGAGAUUCAUGGACUUUUAGUGGAGUUCGAGCACCUCAAUGAGAGCCAAGUUUUGCGGGAGAGCCUACUCAGCUUCAAACGUGCCCGGGAAUCGCUGGAGAAGGUUCUCGGCUUUCUAGAGAAGAUUGGCAACGAAUCUCCAAGGCCAUCUCCUCAAGGAAGCCAGCUGUUUGGGAGUCCAAGUGCCAGUCGCAGCCUCCGCGAGAAGAUCGAGGCCUUCAACAAGGUCUUGGAGGCGGCUCCCGAGAAGUUGGGCGACACCUGCCGUCACUUCACAGAGUGCUUCUGCAGCUGCUGCAGCUUAGAAGAGUCCCACGAAUCUGGAGGACAAAAACCCCUCCCUGUCGCCUCGAAAACCAAUUCGGGAUACGAAGGUGACAUCGACAGCGAGGUGGAGCAGGCGGAUAAGUUCACCUCCACGGAGGCCGUUCUCUAAAUGAUUGGCUGGUAAUGAACUCAAAAAGUCUGUCGCGGAAAAAGGGAAUACAAAUUAAAAGUAUCUUUUGGAUGACUGCAAAAAGUUUCAAGAUAAAUAUUUUACGUUUUAUGGAUAUACAGGACGAAUAUAAAGAAUAAAAAAUUAAAAAAAA
Molecule: messenger RNA, 1048 nt
Organism: Drosophila subpulchrella
Lineage: Eukaryota; Metazoa; Arthropoda; Insecta; Diptera; Drosophilidae
Exons: 2
Coding region: 118-894 (258 amino acids)
Source: RefSeq, a predicted model, not a curated record